Molecule: messenger RNA, 4136 nt
Organism: Pogoniulus pusillus (Red-fronted tinkerbird)
Lineage: Eukaryota; Metazoa; Chordata; Aves; Piciformes; Lybiidae
Gene: HMG20A
Product: high mobility group 20A
Exons: 11
Coding region: 359-1405 (348 amino acids)
Biological process (GO): regulation of gene expression
Cellular component (GO): nucleus
Source: RefSeq, a predicted model, not a curated record
UCCUGCCUUGGGGCUGCUGAACGAGGGGCGUAGUUGUGGCUGCCUCUGACUUAGUUGCGGGUUUGUCUGUGAGGCUUUUUUCCCCGGGAAGGCCAGAAAGCUGCGUUGAGGCGGGGGCGGAGGGUUCUGUUUUGGCUGGGGACUGUAACGUGGCAUUACGCGCGAGGAGGCGGCAGCGGCUGCGCGGGCUGAGGGGAGCGAGCUCCGCCGGGCGACCCCUCGGCCCCAGGGAGAGCUGCCUCCGGCAGAUAGACUUACCUUCAAAUGUAAGAGCUCUUGGCCUCACUGGUAGUAACAGACACUGAAGUCUGAGCUGCCAUACUACUUGUCUUAAGGAAGUAUUUGGUGAUUCAGAGAUAUGGAAAACUUGGUGGCUGGAUCCAACCUUCCUCCUCUUUUUACAGAUGAAGAUGGAGCUAAGGAAGGGAGUGAAAUUGCUGUAACUGGAUUAGCUCAUUCUGAGAGUUCAUUCAGUGGUGGAACUUCACAGUCUGUGAACAACCCGGAAUUGGUAGAGGAUUUGUCACAGGUCCAACAGCUGCAAAAUGAGUCCUCUACCACUGCUGAAAACACUGAGCAGAAGCCUGAAGAGGAGCAGCAAAGAACUAAACGAGGAGGCUGGGCCAAAGGGAGAAAGAGGAAGAAACCUCUCAGGGACAGCAAUGCCCCCAAAUCCCCCCUCACAGGGUACGUGCGAUUCAUGAAUGAGCGUAGGGAGCAGCUUCGAGCGAAGAGGCCUGAAGUCCCUUUCCCAGAGAUCACCAGGAUGCUGGGCAAUGAAUGGAGUAAACUGCCUCCUGAGGAGAAACGGCGAUACCUUGAUGAAGCAGAUAGAGAUAAGGAGCGUUACAUGCGGGAACUGGAGCAGUAUCAGAAGACCGAAGCCUACAAAGUCUUUAGCAGGAAAGCACAGGACAGGCAAAAAGGCAAAUCACACAGACAAGAUGGAGCAAGGCAACCAGCCCAUGAUCAUGAGAAAGAAGCAGACACAAAGGAGAGAUCUGUUUUCGAUAUUCCAAUUUUCACAGAAGAGUUCCUGAAUCAUAGUAAAGCCCGUGAAGCUGAGCUGCGGCAGCUGCGCAAGUCCAACAUGGAGUUCGAGGAGCGGAAUGCUGCUCUGCAGAAGCACGUGGAGAGCAUGCGCACUGCCGUGGAGAAGCUGGAGGUGGAUGUGAUCCAGGAGCGCAGCCGCAACACCGUGCUGCAGCAGCAUCUGGAGACCUUACGCCAGGCGCUCACUACCAGCUUUGCUGGAGUCCCACUGCCAGGUAGUGGGGAGACGCCCACACUGGAGACCAUCGAUUCCUACAUGAACAGACUGCACAGUAUUAUUAUGGCCAACCCACAGGAGAAUGAGAACCUCAUAGCCACGGUGCGAGAUGUGGUAAACAGGCUUGAACGCUAGUGACUGGGUCUCGUCACCCAGGGAUGCUUUACAAAAUAUUUUUGGCCAGUGUGGAAUAAGAAGCCAUGAGGGAAAGGACUAGGGGUGGGAGGCAGAACUGCGGGUUUGUCCUGGUCGCUGCCUUGGGUUUGUCAGUGAGACAAACAGAUCAAAAAGGCCUGAAGAAGCCAUGGCCACCACCCACUAAACAUUUGGACCUGUCCUCUGUGUAAAUGUUUAAGAGCAUGAAACUUCUGUGCCAUCUUCACUUCCUGACUGACAUAGCUGGAUGUGAGGGUGCGUACUUUCUGUUGUCUGGCUGACUCUGGAGAUGGAAUCUUGCAGCUUGUGGAAUGGACUCAGCUGAUGUGUUGUAGUGAUCUUUGGUGUGCUAUACUGCCUAAUGUCUUCUAGUGUCUCUUACUUUCACCUUUAUCUUAUGGGAUUACUUUCCUCCACCUUUUAGGUUCUUCUUUUGAUCUGGCUAUCUGAUACUUGGAGUGCUGGAUAGCAGUACUUGCGUUCUCUGCUGUAACAGGCAGUCUUCCCUGGUGCACUGUCUUGUCCUGCCCUGCCUGCCAUGUCUAUAUAAGCUUCUCUUAUGCAGAAUCCUGGGGUUUUUUUUGUGUUAGCCUGCACUUUCUACUGUGUGAGUAUGUUCCCUGCUAGAUGAUGGCUGUGAUUGGUGCUUUGUGACUUGAUUCUACUAUGAGACAGACUUCUUUGGUUCUUCCUGCCUUCAAGCACCUCUCUUGCACAUAGCUUCCUGCUCUUCUGUAAAAGUCUCCUGUUAUCUCUUGAAAGUGUUUGGUAGGGCAUUUUGCUACCACAAAGGUCAGUGGUUAUCAAGAUCAAGUGAAAUGUUAGUUCUUCUCAGCAGGGAAAAUAAGAAUCUGCAUUAUUUCAGAUUAAAACCACAAAGCUUGUCCUUCCUCUGAUAGGUUGCUCAAUCUAAUGUUACUGCCUGGGUUUUGAGAGGAUGAUGUCGUGGUGAGAGUGGUAUUCUGCAAAAAGAUAAGUGGCAGAGGGGCAGCACAUUUUUUCUGCCCUCCUGAAAUCACAGUGCUGGGAAGCAGUGUGCCUGGAAGCAGCACCUGUAUUUUUGCGUACGUUAUUAGAGCAGAGGUUAUUAGCAGCUAAGUCCACAUAGCAGCCCACAGAAUUCUGCAUUAGAGCCCAUAAGUGCUUUCACCUUUUGCAUAAAGUACAGCCUGUGGAGCAUAUUAUGUUCCAGUGUGACCUAAAUGGCCUUGGACUUGCAUCAAGUAGACCUCUGCAUGCUGGAGUCUACAGUCUUGCUGAGCUAUGCUGUACCUCCUGUCAAAGAUGAAGGCACCUACUGUCUGCGCUAACUCAUGCAAAUUGUUUGCCGCCCUUUGGUUCCUGUCAAAUUGUUAGUUCAGUCUUCGGAUGAACACUUGUUGGACUCCUCUGGGCUUUAUGGUAGUGGUGAGAAUGUUCUUUCUUCCACAUGACAAUCUCCUUGCUCCUCUCAGGAUUUCCCUGUUAUGAACUGGACUUUGCUUUCAUUGCUGGAACGUAUUGCAGACAGAAUCACUUAAUGUGUUUGUAAUGUGAGUAUUUGAAGAUUAAAAAGCAGUUUCUUCUUUUCCCGUGCUGUACUAAUGGACUUCAUGCUUGCCUGAAGCCAUCUCCAGCUCAACACCUUUUAUGUCAGGUCUCCAUGUAGCUGGUGGGCUUGUUGCUGUAGCCAAGGAGCAAAGAUUUCCAUGUAAAUUCAAGUCUUCCUUCAGGGAGGAAACUCCUUUCUCUCGUCUUCAGUCUCAUUCUCAAGACUUUGCAAAAAGAAACCUCAGUUUGAUGCAUUUACCUCCAUUUUCCCUAGCAUGGAUGAGAGCAGCUGGUGUUGGUAUGGACUUCUGUGGAUUCUAUAACAAAUAAUGUGCAGGGUUAAAAAUAGUACAAGUUAAUAAUGCCUCCAGAAGAAGCAUGGAUACUUUCAUCUCCUCUGUGUGUCUUGGGUUUUAGAAUUGAUAAUAUUUGACUUUUAUUGAAGUCGCCAAAAUGCACCACACAGCCAAAAGUUGAUUCUGAGUUUCAAGUCUGUGGCAUCUUACCUAAUACCUGGAGCUGCAUGCUAUAAGGACUCCAGAAAUUGCUGGGUUUUAUGCUGAUAGGAUGCAAUUCCAGGCUCUGCAAGUACUGUAAAUAAAGUGUGGGGGCUGCAGGGUGCCCCUGUCUGCAUCAAGUUGUGGCAUACCGAUAAUAGAUAGUAGUAUGCGAGCGUUAUGGGACAGGAAGCUUAAGGUGAUGUUAUUAGGGGCUGACAAAUCUCUUCCUUUCCCCACAAGGAGGGAGGGGAGGUUGUUUACCCAUCUGGAAGCAUCUGGGGAAGCCUGAGUUCUUGCUUACCGAUGAUGUGACAAAUGAUGUUUUGUCUUGUGAAGAAGCUUCUUAUUUGCAUUGAUUAACCCUAUAAAAUGGAUUCUGCCUUUCCAGUGUUUUCUGAGUGUCACUUCAGUUUACAUUUUUCAAUGUUGACUGAUGAAAAGACAGUAAAAAAUGAAGUGGGUGUCAGGGAAGGGAGCAGGAUAAAGUGCUUUUGUCACUUAGAGAAAUGUCAAGAGAAAUAUGAAAACAGAACCCAUUUGCUGGAUUAAUGUGUUUGGAGUUGUUGAGAUGCCAAGUUUUCUGUACAAUGUUUUUGUAAUUAAACUUUGGAAUUCCUUUGUUUUUAAGAAGUUGAUGUGCUUGUUUGACACUUGCUUCAUUAAAAUUGUUCAACGUUGAA